AUGACAACUCCACCACCUGCCUUAAAAGAAGAUGUUUUAGAACUUAUUGGAAAUACUCCAUUAAUCAAAUUAAAAAGAAUCCCACAAUCAUUAGGAAUAAAAGCUAAAGUUUACGCAAAAGUAGAAUUAUUCAAUGCUGGUGGAUCUAUAAAAGAUAGAAUUGCCAAAAAUAUGGUAUUAGAAGCUGAAAAAACAGGUAGAAUUAAACCAGGAUAUACGUUAAUUGAACCAACUUCAGGUAACACCGGUAUUGGAUUAGCAUUAGUUGGUGCUGUUAAAGGUUAUAGAACAAUUAUAACAUUACCUGAAAAAAUGUCAAAUGAAAAAGUAUCAGUUUUAAAAGCUUUAGGUGCUGAAAUUAUAAGAACUCCAACUGAAGCAGCAUGGGAUGAUCCAGAAUCUCAUAUUGGAGUUGCUAAAAAAUUGGAGAAAGAAAUUCCAAAUUCAGUAAUAUUAGAUCAAUAUUCAAAUCCUGCAAAUCCUGAUGCUCAUUAUUAUGGUACUGGAUUUGAAAUUUGGGAGCAAACUGAAGGUAAAGUCACUCAUUUAGUAGCUGGUGCUGGAACUGGUGGUACAAUCACUGGUAUGUCAAAAUAUUUAAAAGAAAAAAAUCCGAAAGUUCAUGUAACUGGUGCUGAUCCAAAAGGGUCAAUAUUAGCUGAACCUGAAAAUUUAAAUACUUCAACUGAAGGUUAUUUAGUUGAAGGUAUUGGAUAUGAUUUUAUUCCAGAUGUUUUAAAUAGAAAAUAUGUUGAUAAUUGGAUUAAAACUGAUGAUGCAGAAUCUUUUAAAUUAGCAAGAAGAAUUAUAAGAGAAGAAGGUAUUUUAGUUGGUGGAUCUUCUGGUAGUGCAUUACAAGCAGCAUUAGAAGUUGCUAAAGAUUUGAAUGAAGAAGAUGUUUUAGUUGUUGUUUUCCCAGAUUCUAUUAGAUCUUAUUUGAGUAAAUUUGCUGAUGAUGAAUGGUUAAAAUCAAAUGGAUUUACAGUUGAAGAAAAUGCAAAUGCUAAUAAAUCAGAAGACUUUUUAGCAAACAAGACCAUUAAAGAUUUAGUUGCUGGUAAAGCACCAGUAGUUACUGUUACUUUAGCAGAUACUGUUGCCAAGACAUUUGAUUUAUUACAAUCUAAUGGGUUUGAUCAAUUACCAGUUCUUAAUAAAUCAGGACAAUUAAUUGGAUUAAUUACAUUAUCUAAAAUUUUAAAAUCCCUUUCUACCAAAAAAAUCCAAUUAACAAAUUCUAUAUCUUCAAUAAUAAUAGAUUUUAGAAAAUUGGCAAGUUUUGAAAAAUCAAAUUCAAUAAAUAAACAAUCAGGUUUUACUAAAAAAGAUUAUGAUUUAAUUACAUUAGAUACAAAAUUAAAUGUAUUAAAUAAAUUUUUUGAAACUAAUUCAAAUGCAAUUAUUACUGAUAAAGAUUUAAAACCUGUUCAAAUUGUUACAAAAGUUGAUUUAUUAUCUUAUAUGACAAAAAAUCUUUCAUACUAA
Messenger RNA from Lodderomyces jiufengensis, 1485 nucleotides. It is a transcript of the gene CYS4, whose product is annotated as cystathionine beta-synthase. Gene Ontology annotation, cellular component: cytoplasm. NCBI's taxonomy places the organism in Eukaryota, Fungi, Ascomycota, Pichiomycetes, Serinales, Debaryomycetaceae. The record is from RefSeq and is a predicted model, not a curated record. Gene Ontology annotation, molecular function: cystathionine beta-synthase activity; cysteine synthase activity. The coding region runs from base 1 to 1485 and encodes 494 amino acids. The transcript has a single exon.